AUGGUGUUGGCAGAUUUAGGGCGUAAAAUCAAUGGGGCUAUUCAGAACAUGUCCAAGGCCAAUGUCGUCGACGACAAGGUCGUUGAUGACAUGCUGAAAGAAAUCAGUAAUGCGUUGAUGGAGUCCGAUAUCAAUAUUAAACUUGUCAUGAAUCUUCGCAAGAAUGUCAAGGCUACAGUUAGUCUUGAUGAAAAUACUGGUGCUGUCAAUAAGAAGAGAACCAUUCAGAAGGCUGUCAUGGAUGAACUCACUCGACUUGUCGAUCCAGGUGUAGAGGCAUGGAAGCCAAAGAAGGGAAAAGCGAACGUGAUCAUGUUUGUCGGCCUUCAAGGAAGUGGAAAGACAACAACCUGUACUAAGUUGGCAUCAUUCUAUCAACGCAAAGGAUGGAAGACCUGCUUGGUCUGUACAGAUACAUUCCGUGCUGGUGCUUUUGAUCAAUUAAAGCAGAAUGCCACCAAAGCAAAAAUUCCAUACUACGGAAGUUAUACAGAGACCGAUCCUGUUCAGCUUGCACAUGAGGGUGUAUCAAAGUUCAAGAAGGAAAACUUCGAGAUUAUCAUUGUUGAUACAUCUGGUCGUCAUAAGCAGGAGCAGGAGCUAUUCAACGAAAUGCAGCAGAUUUCCUCCGCAGUGACCCCCGAUAGCACUAUAUUUGUCAUGGAUGGUACAAUCGGUCAAGCUGCUGAUGGACAAGCACGAGCUUUCAAAGAAGCUGCCAAUGUCGGGUCAAUCAUUGUUACAAAGAUGGAUGGUCAUGCCAAAGGAGGAGGAGCCAUUUCAGCUGUUGCCGCAACCAAAUGCCCAAUCAUUUUUAUCGGAACAGGAGAGCAUAUGCAUGACCUUGAACGAUUUGCACCGGGGCCUUUUAUUUCAAAAAUGAUGGGAAUGGGUGACAUCAGCGGAUUGAUGGAGACUGUUCAAGAUUUGAAACUGGACCAAAACAAAGAUUUGAUGAAGAAGUUGGAGCAAGGACAAUUCAGCAUUGGCGAUAUGUACGAACAAUUUACAACCAUUCUGAAAAUGGGUCCUCUGAGUAAGGUGAUGGGCAUGAUGCCGGGAAUUCCUCCAGAGCUAUUGGCUGGAUCAGAUGCAGAAGGCGGUAAUCGUAUUAAACGCUUUAUGUGUAUCAUGGACAGCAUGAGUGCUAAAGAGCUGGCUGGUGAGGGUAAAGAGUUUGUAGAUGAACCAAAGCGCUUGGUUCGUGUUGCUCGUGGAUCAGGCACGUCAGUUGCUGAGGUAGAGACGUUGCUUCAACAGUACAAGACAUUCGCUGCAAUGGUCAAGAAGAUGGGAGGUCAGAACGGCCUGCUAAAGAACAUGCAGGGCAUGCAGCAGGGAGGCGCUGGAAAUCCCAUGUUGAACAACAACAGGAUGCAACAGGCGAUGAAGCAACUCCAGAGUGGUGCAAUUCCCAACAUUCCUGGCAUGAAUGGUAUGGAUAUUCAAGGCAUGAUCAACCAGAUGGGUGGCAUGUCUGGUGUACAAAACAUGAUGAAGAGCAUGAUGGGAGGAGGAGGUUUCCCUGGUAUGCCUGGUAUGGGCGGCGCAGGAGGUUCAGGGAGUGCAGGCGGCAUGCCCGACUUUUCACAAAUGGCCAAGAUGAUGAAGUCGAUGGGUAUGGGCUAA
Molecule: messenger RNA, 1629 nt
Organism: Lobosporangium transversale
Lineage: Eukaryota; Fungi; Mortierellomycota; Mortierellomycetes; Mortierellales; Mortierellaceae
Product: signal recognition particle-containing protein
Exons: 7
Coding region: 1-1629 (542 amino acids)
Biological process (GO): SRP-dependent cotranslational protein targeting to membrane; SRP-dependent cotranslational protein targeting to membrane, translocation
Cellular component (GO): signal recognition particle, endoplasmic reticulum targeting; cytosol
Molecular function (GO): 7S RNA binding; ATP hydrolysis activity; GTPase activity
Source: RefSeq, a predicted model, not a curated record